Molecule: messenger RNA, 186 nt
Organism: Entrophospora sp. SA101
Lineage: Eukaryota; Fungi; Glomeromycota; Glomeromycetes; Entrophosporales; Entrophosporaceae
Source: the annotation of a GenBank genome assembly
AUGGGCAGAAUUGUUCAAUAUAACGAUUGGUUGGAUGAAGAAUGUGGAAACUUUGCAAGAGAAGGUCUUAGAACCUUAGUUAUUGCUCGUAAAAGGUUAUCAGACGUUGCCUAUAAUGAUUUUCAAGAAAGUUAUCAAUCAUCAUAUUGUUUUAUGUUAUUUCUCAUGCCAUUGGUACAAGAAUCA